Mitosporidium daphniae is the source of this 438-nucleotide messenger RNA. RefSeq lists its product as uncharacterized. The transcript is spliced from 3 exons. NCBI's taxonomy places the organism in Eukaryota, Fungi, Microsporidia. The record is from RefSeq and is a predicted model, not a curated record. The coding region runs from base 1 to 438 and encodes 145 amino acids.
AUGACCUCUUGGCGGAGAGACCGGAUUGUUUUCGUCGAUCCGGACGACUCUUCCGUUCCUUUUUGGUGGCCGGCCUUGAGCUCGCAAUAUUUAAGGAUGCCAUGGGCGCAACGAUCCCAUCCUUGCAUCCCGGCCAGCAAUUGCUCCGUCGUUCGUGAUCGCGACCUCGUGGCAUUUUGCCCAACAGAAGAUCCAUUCCUUACAUAUUCACGAAUGCAGAAUGUGGGCAAAGCAAAGCGCGCCUUAAACCCAACCACAACUCCAGCAUCUCUGUUUUUGCAGGAUAGAGCCGUCCAGCUGGCAUUACAAUAUUGGGACACCGGGGUGGCCCCCUCGUAUUUCAAAUGGCUGCCGUUUGCAUAUUCGGACGCCAAACUGGAAGGGAAAAUUGCAAAGGGAAACUUUAAGGGCAAUGACGAUUCAAGUUUAUCCCAUUAA